GUAUUUUUAAUUUAAUUCUAAACAACAAACUUUUCCUAAAAUGAAAAAUUAUUUUUACUUAUAUUUAUUUUAAUUAAUAAAUAAUUUUGAAAUUAAUCCAAUUAUUUCCUAGUUUAUUAGGAUUUAAAUAUAUAUACAAAUAUAUAAGUAAAUUAUACAAUCAAUUAUACAGUCAAUUGAAAUGCAUGUGAUUGUUGUGAAAGACUCGGACACCGGUUAUACUCAAUUGGACGGCAAAGAUGGCAACGAUAACAAUGCCGGCACUACUGGUCGACAUCACAAUAUUGCCGAUGAAAAUGCAUUGCUUGAUGAUGGCGAUGAACAUGGCGACGAGCACCGGGAGAUAGUGUGCAGCUGUAUACUAGGUGUCGACAAUCAGCCGAAAAAACGCCGCUCAAUACCCGAUAUGAUACCGGCUUUCGGUAUAAUGAUGUCGAUAUUCAGUGUCGUUAGCUUUUCGGUGGCCAGUCUUAUAGUCAAAGUUCUGACUGAUUUGCACUCUCUGGAGGUACUGUCCAUUAGGUGCGCAUUUCAAGUACUAUUCUACAUUGUGCCAAUCAUCCGGCACCGUCUACCCAUAUUUGGUGUACCUGGCCACCGUUUUGAUCUAUUUCUACGUGCAUUUGCCGGUACAUCGGCUGCCAUAUUCAUCUAUCAGGCCUAUCGACUGAUACCACUAGGCGAUGCCACUACCAUACAGUUUACAGCACCAGUAGUCGUCAUAUUUCUGGCCGUAUUUGUACUGAAAGAACCGUUAACUUGGCUACAGUUUAUCACCGGUAUUAUUACACUGGGCGGUGUCAUCAUCAUUGCACGGCCAGAGUUUAUAUUCGGUAGCGAUCCGUUUUCGGCUCCGGGACGUACUGAGGGACUAAUAUUUUCGGUAAUAGCUAUGCUGUCGACGGCAACUGUUAUGUUGAUUUUGAGGAAAUUGCGUACAACACCCAUACCAGUGGUUUGCGUAUGGUUUUCCACUGUAGCAAUGCUGACCAGUUUAACAGUGGUACUAUCGAUUGGCCAGUGGCGAUGGCCGCACGGUUGGUUUCAGUACUGUAUGCUCGUAGCUAUCGGUAUACUCGGCAUAAGCGACCAGUACUUUAUGACUAUUGCACUGCAUUAUGAAAGUGCCGGACCGGUAGCCAUCACACGUACCCUAAAUAUUGUAUUGGCAUUCAUAUGGGAUGUAACCAUAAUUGGCGAACAAUUUGAUUUGCUUAGUGUUGUCGGCGCUAUAGUUGUCUCCUUUUGUAUAGUACUGUUAGGUGUGUGCAAAUGGAAAGCCGAAAAACCUGAACAGUUUGACAGAUGCCGGCGCCGACUGUGUUGUUACUGUUGUUGUUGUCCCGAUAGACAGGACCUCUACAGGGAACAGGAGGAAAGCGAUGUACUUAUUAUACACAGACAGUCGUCUCAGGCAUACUAUGAUAGUAUCGAUGAUAAGAGAAGAGACUCGACAACUACUGGAGAAGGAGUAGUGGUGGCCGGUCUGCGCAUACCAUCAGCCAAAUCGUCGACAAUGAAACGCGAAGAAAGUUUUGCUAAGCUCAGGGAUGACAGUCCCGAUAUUGUGGUCGAAAAAAAUAAGUUACUGUUUCCUUGA
Messenger RNA from Oppia nitens, 1600 nucleotides. RefSeq names its product solute carrier family 35 member G1-like. Gene Ontology annotation, cellular component: membrane. The coding region runs from base 182 to 1600 and encodes 472 amino acids. The transcript is spliced from 3 exons. NCBI's taxonomy places the organism in Eukaryota, Metazoa, Arthropoda, Arachnida, Sarcoptiformes, Oppiidae. The record is from RefSeq and is a predicted model, not a curated record.